AUGGUUCAGGUCACGCAACUCAAGAUCGCCGUCCUAGAUGACUACCAGGGCCUCUCGGAACCCCACUUCAGCAAGCUGGAUAAGUCAUUGUUCAAUGUCACCCAAUUUAAGGACACCCUGCUGCCCUACAAUCAUCCCGAGACCCCUGAAUACGCCAAGGAUGCAUUGGUCUCGAGGCUGGAGCCUUUCGAUGUUCUAUGUACCAUGAGGGAACGCACCCCGUUUCCCAAAGACCUCAUCGGAAGACUGCCCAACCUCAAGCUUCUUCUCUCCACAGGUCUGCGUAACAACAGCCUCGACCUCCCCGCCUUCAAGGACCGCGGCAUCCCCGUCGCUGGUACCGUGGACAAGGCAACAGUCAAGCAGGCUGGCACGAAUAGCACAACUCAGCACUGUGUGACUCUCGUCCUCUCGCUGGCACGAAACAUUGCUGCCGACGACCUGGCUGUCAAGUCCGGUUUGUGGCAGACGGACGUUGCUAUAGGCAUGACUGGCAAGACGUUUGGUGUUGUUGGACUCGGCCGUCUCGGAGUCUCGACGGCAAAGAUCAUGCACUUGGCGUUUGGUAUGAAUAUCAUUGCUUGGAGCACGAAUCUGACACAGGAAGCUGCCAACGAGAAGGCCAAGGCUGAGGGCUUGCCGGUGGGCACCUUCAGGGCUGUCAGCAGAGAGGAACUCUUCAGCACUGCUGACGUUCUCAGCGUCCACAUUGUACUGUCAGACCGAUCUCGGGGACUGAUCAAUGCGGAUGAUCUCUCCAAGAUGAAGAAGUCGGCGUUGUUCAUCAACACUUCCCGCGGUCCCCUCGUAGUAGAGGAGGAUCUCCUGGACGUCUUGAAGAAGGGCGGGAUCAGGGGCUGUGCCUUGGACGUGUUCAACCUCGAGCCGUUGCCUGUGGACAGUGAGUGGCGGUCGACCGAAUGGGGUCGUGAUGGUCGCAGCAGGGUGCUUCUGACACCACACAUGGGUUACGUCGAGGAGAGUACCUUGAACGCGUGGUAUGAGCAACAGGCGGGUAACAUCAGAAGGUGGCAGGCAGGCGAUGCUCUUGACAAUGUUCUGGCUUGA
This is a messenger RNA of Colletotrichum godetiae, 1068 nucleotides long. RefSeq names its product D-isomer specific 2-hydroxyacid dehydrogenase. Gene Ontology annotation, molecular function: NAD binding; oxidoreductase activity, acting on the CH-OH group of donors, NAD or NADP as acceptor. The transcript is spliced from 2 exons. The record is from RefSeq and is a predicted model, not a curated record. NCBI's taxonomy places the organism in Eukaryota, Fungi, Ascomycota, Sordariomycetes, Glomerellales, Glomerellaceae. The coding region runs from base 1 to 1068 and encodes 355 amino acids.